Molecule: messenger RNA, 1803 nt
Organism: Nelumbo nucifera (sacred lotus)
Lineage: Eukaryota; Viridiplantae; Streptophyta; Magnoliopsida; Proteales; Nelumbonaceae
Source: RefSeq, a predicted model, not a curated record
AACGACCCUUGCCCCCCUCUUCACCCCAACGACAAGCAAAUCAUACCCAAACCCUCUCCUCUUCACACACACACACUUUCUCUCUCUCUCUCUCUUUUCUCUCUCUGGACCAUCAUCUCAAAUGCCAAAACCAUGUCGGAGCCUCCCAAGGCAUCGGCAGUAAUCCUAGUCGAUCACCACCCCUACCACCAUCCGGCACCAGCCCAACCACCGCUGCCGCCGCUCAUCACCCCCGGCACCACCACCACCCCAUCCUCUGCCUCCCCCUCCCCUCUUGUCCGCGAAUACCGCAAGGGCAAUUGGACCCUCCACGAGACCCUCGUCCUCAUCACCGCCAAGAAACUCGACGACGAACGCCGCAUCAAGGCCAGCUCCACCCCUCCCAACCCCCCCAAUCCUAAGCACUCCACCAAAACCGUCGAGCUCCGCUGGAAGUGGGUUGAGAACUACUGCUGGAAGCACGGCUGCCUCCGGAGCCAAAAUCAAUGCAACGACAAGUGGGAUAACCUGUUACGCGACUACAAGAAGGUCCGUGAGUACGAGGCCCGAUCCGACGGUUCCAAAGAGAAUCCUUCGUACUGGAAGAUGGAGAAGCACGAAAGGAAGGAACGGAACCUCCCCUCCAAUCUCCUCCCCGAGGUUUUCGAAGCCCUUAAUGAAGUUGUUCAUCGCAGAUACCCCCCAAAAACAGCCCCUCAGCCUCUUCCUCCCUCCGCUACAGCUCCUGCUCCUGCUCCUGCUCCUGCCCCUGCUCUUCCUCCGCCUCCACCACCCAUCAUUGUCCAUCCUCCCCCGCCACCCCCUCCACCUCCUCCACCACCCCCACCACCAGAGCCAACGGUACCUCCGGCCGUUUCAGAAACGUCGGAAUCAGCCGAGACGGAACGGAGUGAGAGAUUAGAAUCCGAUACGAAACGCCAGAAGGUGCAUAGCCUGGGAUCAAGCAUAGUUCGAAGCGCGUCGGUCCUGGCUCGAACCCUACUUGCUUGUGAGGAGAAGAAGGAGAAACGGCACCAAGACGUGAUCGAGAUUGAGGAACGGAGGCUUCGGAUUGAAGAGAACCGAAACGAGGUGAACCGGCAAGGGAUUUCUAGUCUGAUUGCAGCUGUGAGUAAUUUAUCUGGUGUAAUCCAGUCCUUCGUUUCGGAUCGCCGUGAUGUGACGUGAAGCAAGUUGUUGAAUAAUGGGUGGUCUCGGCACAAGAGCUCCUUUUUCGUCCGGGAGUCAAAAUGACUGAUACGCCCUCCAGUUAUGCUUUAUUGACGAACGUGGUUGGAGUCAGAGUGUCAGACACGUUUGGUUUACUGUGAGGGGCACGUGAAGUUUCCGAAAAGUUUCUUUCGGGACUUGAGUCCGAGUCCGAGAUGGGGUACGGUACAGACUACAGAGGGUAUUGAUAGAAGGGAAACUGGGAUUAUUGACCGGUGGUUAAAAACUUAAAACUAGUAUUUCAAUCAAGUGGCUGAGAUUGAUUUUUGUUGAAAGCUGAAACCUAUCCGAUGGUUGGUCCUGAUUAAUCUUCAAUUUUCUGGUUAUGUGUGGAGUAUUGUAUGAGUGCCCCAAAUUGUUUCAGUGUUGGAGGGGAAAAAAUUUGGAUUGGAUUCUUACCGGUCUGGUUGAGUAUUGAGCCUAAUUGGUCUAAAAUAUUGUAUUAGAGCCAUUGACCCAGAUGGUUCAACCGGAAAAGAACCAGUGAAUUUUCUUGUUGAAAAAUUAUGGAAUACUAUCUUCUUUGCCUGUUUUUGGCUAUGAUAUUUGGUUUGGUUUAGACUCAUGGCCGAAUAUUACCCCAAAUUAAUUCUG